UAGCCUCAAUUCGUUCUCUGAUGUAGGCUGUUGUAUUAAGCGAAUGUUAAAGGAAAACAUCCAUCACUCACUAGGGUCUCUCUCUCUAAAAAAAAAAAAAAAAGUCUAACAGCAUCUGUUGAAUAUUUACAAUAUCUAGCUAUCACUAUAGGUUUACAGAUUGAGGACAUUGCCUUUCAAGGUAAAGUUAACAUGUCAAUUUUUAUGUUUGUGAACAAUUUUUUUAUCUUUAUUCUUAGCAGUAAAUUGCUAUUGUUAUAGAGAAAUAUCAUAUAUGUGUGCUUUAUACAGUCGAUGUUGUCAAGGAAAUUACUUUUAAAACUGUUAUUAAUUUUUUUUUGUCUAUUUCCCAUGCCACUUCAUAUUUCAUGAAUAUCUGCCAUAGUAGGGGAGUUUUCCAUAACUCUGAAUGACUCUGGAAUGGAAAGUCUCCUCAGGGAUCCUGACACUUCUCUUUGCGACUCCACUGAAGCGGAGGACAAAUAUGAAAAUAUCCAUUCGUCUCACAUAUUCGGCUCAUCCUCUUCUCUGGCUGAAGAUAAGACUCAUCCCGCUAAUGACAAAUCACCUCUUAGGCCCAAGAGUCCAGGGGGCAGCUUUGACCCUCCUGGCUGUUUAGAGAAAUAUGUUGGCAUUGUUACAUUGCCAAACCAAGUACAACAGAAAGCAGUGAAAAAGGGAUUUGUGUUCAAUCUGAUGGUUGUUGGUGAGUCUGGCUUAGGCAAAUCCACUCUUGUCAACAGCCUUUUCCACACAAACCUCUAUAUGGACAGAUGCAUGCCCGGUGUUUCAGAGAAGAUAGCUCGGACAGUAUCAGUAACGAAAAACACUAUAGACAUUGUUGAAGAGGGAGUAAAUCUAAGACUCACUGUUAUCGACACCCCUGGUUUUGGAGAUGCCAUUAAUAAUCAUGAAAGCUGGAAGGCUGCUGUUCAUUAUGUAGAUCAGGAGAUGGAGAAGUACCGCAAAAAUGAGAUUGGGCUGAACCGUAAAAACAUAACAGACAACAGAGUGCACUGCUGUCUGUACUUCAUUUCGCCUCAUGGCCAUGGUCUCAAACCAAUUGAUGUGAACUUUAUGAAAGCCCUGGAUCAGAAGGUCAACAUUGUGCCUGUGCUGGCUAAAGCAGACAGCCUCACUCCAAAAGAGACCCGCAAUAUGAAGGCAAAGAUUUUGAGUGAAAUUGAUAAAUUCAAAAUCAGGAUCUUCCAGGUCUCGGAGUGCGACACGUAUAAUGAAGAUCUGUUUAAGCAGCAGACUCUAGAGAUAAAGAGAAGUAUACCCUUUGCUGUUAUUGGGAGUAGUACAGUAGUAGAGAGAAAUGGCAGAAGAGUUCGAGCCCGUGUCUAUCCAUGGGGCACUGUAGAAGUUGAGAAUCCAUCUCACAGUGAUUUUGUGCAUCUGAGGAACAUGUUGAUCCGCACACACAUGCAGGACCUGAUACACACAACCCACUAUGUGUUGUAUGAGAACUAUCGUAUAAAUAGCCUGUGCAGGAACCCAUUCUUGGAGAAUGUCUAAGGAUUUUUCAGCAAGAUGACAGAUGAGGACAAUGUGUGUCUCACUGAAAUCUCAAAACAGAAGAGGCAAUGAAAGGGCCUACUGAAGAAUUUUAAAAAAUAUAUUUUAAAGUACUAUUUUAAAAAGUUAACAAAGACAGAGCCAUGACCCUAUUGCAUGUUUGAAUUAUUUAAAUUGAAGUGUCAAUUUUAGUUUUUUUACCAUUUAGACCCACACAUUUAUUUGGGUUAAGACAAAAAUAAAUAAAUAAAAACAGAAACUAUGUAACUAAAAUACAAUCAGCCUCUUUUUACUGCUUACCUUUAAAUUAGGGUACUCAUAUUAUUACUUAGGAAACAAAUCAAUACUUUACAUGCACAUGUAUUACCAUUUAUUGUCUCUGAAAAGACAAAAUAACACUUUCUGUCUUUCUGAGAGACACAGCUGCUGUUUUUUGCUCAGGAAAAUUUCUUCUGUAAAAAAAAAAGGAAAGAAAAAACUGUCAAAUGUAUCCAGUAGUGACACCUU
Carassius gibelio (silver crucian carp) is the source of this 2028-nucleotide messenger RNA. RefSeq names its product septin-4-like. Gene Ontology annotation, cellular component: synaptic vesicle; cell division site; microtubule cytoskeleton. NCBI's taxonomy places the organism in Eukaryota, Metazoa, Chordata, Actinopteri, Cypriniformes, Cyprinidae. Gene Ontology annotation, molecular function: molecular adaptor activity; GTPase activity; GTP binding. Gene Ontology annotation, biological process: cytoskeleton-dependent cytokinesis; regulation of exocytosis. Bases 421 to 1521 code for a protein of 366 amino acids. The transcript has 11 exons. The record is from RefSeq and is a predicted model, not a curated record.